AUGUCUUUGGUUGCUGCUACAGAUAAUCCGAAGAGCAUAUCGACCUUCGCUAGAUGCUGCCUCGCUCUAGCGGCCAUUUCGAGUCAAAUUUGUGUCUCAUUCACUAAAUCUGCUCUUUAUGUUCUGGCUGUCAACUCUUCUAGAACAACAAAUGGCGAAAUUACAUUUCCCAGCACCUUUUUCCGCGACUAUCUGAUCGUGACUGAAUCCAUUCUCAGUGAUGGGUACGAUAAAACUAAUGAUAGCUAUUCUUUUGUUGUGUCAGCAAAACUGCUAGUUGUGUUGUUACGCAAUUUGGAUUCUGGGCAUGUCAAUUAUAUCCAUCUCAGCGUCGAUUGUAGUGAAAGCACAGCUCCUUCCAAGAGGUAUAAGCUCAACGUAGAGAUAUUCACAAAGAAACAGGUCCUCAAAAAAUAUCAAAUUGGUUAUCAGCCUGCAGAAUUCGUGCCAACUGACAUUCCAACAAGAUAUCUUAAUCUCCGACGGAACGUACGGAUAAAUCAGUUCACCCUCGAAGUCUCUACGCUCAAACUGUUUGUCGAUAUGACACCAUCUGUUUCUGAAGAUUUUGGAAUUGAUGUUAAAAAUAAUAAGAUCAUGCUACUGGCGUAUUCAAAACAAGUUGUUCGAGACGCUGAUUAUCUCAAACAAGCGAUGCUGAUCUCUGUUCUGAUGGCCAUCAAUGAGUUGCCACUGUCAAAUUUAGAGGAUAAUCUCGUUGGUAUAAAUUUCAGGCUCAAAGAUUUUCGCACAUACAUGAACUUGGUUUCUACAUUUAGGAAGGAUACGCGGCUGUCAGCGGACUAUACAGAUGAAGAAGCCACCAUUGAUACAUACUUCUUGCAGCCUGGAGAUCCGAUUCUUUUUCAAUUCCGUGAUUUCGGUGUAUCUGUGAACUUGAUUCAAAUUACUGCCAAUGAUGGAGAGGCCCGCCAGGGAGAAGAUCAAACGGAGAAGCUUAUUUUGAAACCUGCAAGACUAAAAGAUCAAUUAAUGGUGGAGAGUGGAAACCUGGAAUCAGAUCUCCCGACUCUUGAGCAGCUCAAAGCAACGGCAAGAGAUCGUGGCCGAGAUAUCGAGCUCGAAGCCGAGUUGACUCCAGAAGACGAGCAACUGGCGGAUCUUCUUAUGAUCACCUACGGAAAUUCUCAUGAGAGCGGUUCUGAGUCUCAUAGAGGGCAAAAGCGCGCACGAGAGCCAGACACAUUCGAGGAGGAAACUGAUGAUCUUCAAUUCUUAGAGGAACCUGAAUUCGGACCAACUCAAACAACAGAUAAACCAAAGGCGCUCUUUGAUUAA
Australozyma saopauloensis is the source of this 1299-nucleotide messenger RNA. It is a transcript of the gene DDC1, whose product is annotated as Ddc1p. Gene Ontology annotation, cellular component: checkpoint clamp complex. The transcript has a single exon. Lineage: Eukaryota; Fungi; Ascomycota; Pichiomycetes; Serinales; Metschnikowiaceae. Bases 1 to 1299 code for a protein of 432 amino acids. The record is from RefSeq and is a predicted model, not a curated record. Gene Ontology annotation, biological process: cellular response to ionizing radiation; DNA repair; mitotic intra-S DNA damage checkpoint signaling.